Messenger RNA from Arthroderma uncinatum, 1410 nucleotides. Its product is annotated as solute carrier family 35 member C2. The record is from RefSeq and is a predicted model, not a curated record. Lineage: Eukaryota; Fungi; Ascomycota; Eurotiomycetes; Onygenales; Arthrodermataceae. Gene Ontology annotation, molecular function: antiporter activity. The transcript is spliced from 2 exons. Gene Ontology annotation, biological process: UDP-glucose transmembrane transport. Bases 1 to 1410 code for a protein of 469 amino acids. Gene Ontology annotation, cellular component: Golgi apparatus; cis-Golgi network; endoplasmic reticulum-Golgi intermediate compartment.
AUGGGCUCUCUCAACGCCAGCCCAUCCCUCACGGCGACGGUCAACGAGGGCGCAAUCGACGACGAGGAGAUAGGCCUCACGCCACAGCAGCGACAGCACAAGCAAUGGCGCGCCCGGAAGAGACAGCAGCGCGAGGAGCUGGAUAGCAUGGUGCCCAACGGCGGCGGGUUUGGCGGAGGACUGCCCGUGGCGGAUCGUGCUGUGGUAAAGAAGCUGGCUAUAAAUGCAUUGUUCAUUGGCCUCUGGUAUUUCUUUGCCGUCUCGAUAUCACUCUAUAACAAAUGGAUGUUCUCGCCGGGGAAUCUCAACUUCAAGUUCCCUCUCUUCACGACCAGCCUACACAUGCUCGUCCAGUUCAUACUCGCGUCUACGCUGCUCUACUUCUUCCCUUCACUGCGGCCGCCGAUGUCAGGCCCCGAGACCGCCCAGGGGAAGCCCAGCAGCCCCGGCUUGACCCCGAUAUUCUAUCUCACCCGUCUCGUACCCUGCGGAAGCGCCACCUCUCUCGAUAUCGGGCUGGGGAACAUGUCUCUACGCUUCAUCUCGCUCAGCUUCCUAACUAUGUGCAAGUCCUCUGCCCUUGGAUUUGUGCUCCUCUUCGCCAUAGUCUUCGGUCUGGAGACUCCCUCUAUAAAACUCAUCCUCAUCAUCUGCACCAUGACCCUCGGAGUCGUCAUGAUGGUUGCAGGCGAAACCUCCUUCCACGCCAUCGGCUUUGCCCUCAUAAUUGCUUCCUCCUUCUUCUCCGGCUUCCGCUGGGCACUGACCCAGAUCCUCCUCCUCCGGCACCCUUCCACCUCAAACCCUUUCUCGACCCUCUUCCUCCUCACGCCCAUCAUGUUCGUCUCCUUGCUGGCCAUUGCACUCUGCGUCGAGGGCUUCCAUGAAAUCUUGGCAGGUAUUCAGGUCCUCGCUACUGAUCACGGGUCAUUCAAUGUCCUCCUCUUCCUCUCCUUCCCUGGCCUUUUGGCCUUCUGCAUGAUAUCGUCUGAAUUUGCGCUCCUCCGACGAUCUUCGGUCGUCACGCUCAGCAUCUGUGGUAUAUUCAAGGAAGUCAUCACGAUUGCUGCAGCGGGUAUCUUCUUCAACGAAGUUCUUAGCCUGGUCAACGUGAUAGGCCUGGUUAUUGCCAUAUCUAGCAUUGCCUGUUAUAACUACAUGAAGGUGACCAAGAUGCGCAAGGAGGCACUUAUGGAGCGAGAGGGCCUCGAAGACGACGAGGACGAUGGAUAUGAUAGCCCCGGCCCCAGCUCGGGCUUGAUGAACGACGGGCAUACUCCGAGCUCCUUAUCUCCACCCAACGAUAGCGGCUGGGGCGGGCUCAUCAACCAUAUCAAGUCUGCCUUUGGGAAUAAGCAGAGUGUGUCCGGCCCACGGUAUCAGGCCAUGCAUACAUCUGCCGAUCCAUGA